AUUUCAGAAAUCGAAGCACUUGGCCUAAAUUUAAAAAAAUGACACCUUUAGCUUCUUCUUACUCUAUGAGUGGCCUUUCUUCAAACAACGUGUAUCGCUUUUUUUACAUUUGAAUUUCAAAUUUAAAUGCUGAGAUCCAAAAACAGAGAGACAGAUAAGAGAGAUUACAUGCCAUAAAAAAUCAUUUUAAGUAACGGCACAAUAAUUAUUCUGUUGAUUUUUUCAGGUUCCAUUCUUGUUAUUUUCUAGCCACACUGAUGAUGGAAGACUCAGCUUGUCUUAUACAUGCUUUCUCUUAUGCUUCUGCUAUACCCAAUGAAAUAAAACAGGGGAACCCUGUGCAUGCACUUGGGGAGUCAAUUUCUUUUGGGAGAUUUGUGUCUGAGUCAUUGGAUUGGGAAAAAUGGUCAACUUUUUCUCAUAAAAGAUAUGUAGAGGAGGCUGAGAGGUAUGCUAAGCCAGGUUCUGUUGCCCAGAAAAAAGCUUUCUUUGAAGCCCAUUACAAGAAAAUUGCUGCCCAAAAGGCUGCAGCUUUGCUUGAACAAGCCAAUCAAGAAAACCCCAAUUCUGAAAUCACCAAGAAUUCAGCCCCUGAUUCUACUUCACUUGUAAAACCCCGUGUAGAAGCUAAUCAAGAAGAGGUUCAUGAGAACCCUGAUGCUGUAACAACAGAUUCCAUGGUUAAGGAUUCAGUUUCAGUUGCUGAUGCGGAGGAGAUAGAGAGUGAGUCCCCAGUGGAGGGUCCUGGUACUCCUGAAGCUACAGAGAAAGAACCAUCAAACCAAAUUGAGAAUGGUGAAACCCAAGAAACAGUUUCAGGUUCUGAGAUUAGUGAAACAUCUCAUACUGAGAAGCCUUUGCUGAAGAUUAAGCAGAGCUCCAGCUCUAAACUUGAGGAUGAUCCUGCAUCGGUGACAAGCAAGAAAAAAUCUGCUUUUUCUUCAUUCAAAUCAGCAGUCUACUCCAAAAAAUCAAAAUUUCCAUUUUCGCCUUCUAGGCAUAACAUUCUUCUUGAUGUCGAUAAAGAGAACAAUUUUACACCAAUCACAACAAAUUCUAACUUGGACUUGAUGAAUGAAGUGAGAUCAACCCCAAAAUCUUUGAACAAGUUGAUCAACUUUACUCCUGCCAAAGAGGCACACAAGAUACCUCCUCCACCUCCCUUCCUCAAGAAGGAAAGUUCAAAGGUUGCUCCCACUACUAGCAAGGCGGCAUCUAAGCAGUGUGCAACUCCUCUUAAGACUCCUAUGGCAACAUCAAAUGGUGCAUCAAACCGUCCCAUGACAACGCCAUCUUCAGAAAGCAGAAGGAUUAAAACACCGAUUCAUCCCUCAGCUUCAGGAAGUAGAACAGCAGGGCCUAAAUGGAACAUUUUGUCUUCUGUUUCCAAGUCUUUCACAGCCUACCGAAACAAAUUACAAUCACCAACUUUAUCCACUCCUUUCUCUUUGAGGACAGAAGAAAGAGCUACACGAAGGAAACAGAAGCUUGAAGAGAAAUUCAAUGCCAAUGAGGAAAAGAAAGUUCAACAACAAACCACAUUAAAGGAGAAAGCAGGAACGGAACUUAGGAGACUUCGACAAAGCUUUUGCUUCAAAGCUCGUCCCCUGCCUGAUUUCUACAAGGAAACAGAAACAGCAAAAGAUCACGCAAAAAAGAUCCCAGUAACACAAACUCAAUUGCCCAAACGUGGAAGAAUGCCAUUUCCCAGCUCAAAGCAAGGCUUAGUCUCGAAGCCAGCUUCUUCAUCUUUGGCGAAGAAUGACUCUUGCAAGAAUCCAAGAAAGAAGACUAGCUGAAAAAACUCACAAAUCUUCACUCCUUGCAAAGAGUAGUGUCUUAUUAGAAUGUGUUUCAAUUGGGUAUUUCUUCCAACAGAAUGAAUGUUUUGGAGGUGUAUGAAUGUGUCUUCCCUUAAUAUGAUUCAAGGAGAAGCAACUCCAAAAUCUUGUAUAAAAAGCUAUCUAGAGAGGUUCUCAAGUCAUUUUAAAAAUAUUUUGUCCUCUUCAUACAUUCAAAUUGCCUUUGCAGCUCAAAUUUAAACUUAAAAGUU
Molecule: messenger RNA, 2053 nt
Organism: Solanum tuberosum (potato)
Lineage: Eukaryota; Viridiplantae; Streptophyta; Magnoliopsida; Solanales; Solanaceae
Product: histone H3.v1-like
Exons: 9
Coding region: 258-1799 (513 amino acids)
Source: RefSeq, a predicted model, not a curated record